CUUUGAGUGACAUCUAUUAUGAGGCUGCAGGUGAACUUAUCCGGCUCGUCUUGAGACUUGUUGCGACAAAAGCACUGGCGUCUUCAAGUAACUAGAAUGGAACGGUCGAAUUAGAACCCUGGAAGUGAUCUUCAACAGCGGCCCCUAAAGGAAUGGAGAACGGAGGCUCGAUGAAUUUGCUAGACUACGGUGAGGCAUCGUGGGAGAAUGCUGAGAAGAACCGGUACAUCUUGUGCCGUUUCAUCAACCCCAACAAGCUGACCUCAUAUCUGCGCCAAUGCAAGGUCAUUGACGAACAAGACGAAGAUGAGGUGCUCAACUCUCGCCUGCUGGAGUCCAAAGUCAACCGUGCAGGUCGGUUGUUGGAUAUCCUGCACACGAAGGGGGAGCGAGGCUAUGUUGUUUUUCUAGAGAGUCUAGAGUUGUAUUACCCGGACCUCUACAAACUCGUUACUGGGAAGGAGCCUACACGCAGAUGUUCCACUAUAGUCGUGGAGGAGGGCCAGGAAGGGUUAAUCCAGUUUUUAAUGAAUGAAGUCAUAAAGCUUCAGCAGCAGUCCAGGGCUAAAGAUGUGCAGCGGGUGGACAUCAUGACCAAAUGCCGCACGCUAGAAGAUGAGCACAAGAAGCUACGACUGGCCAACCAGGAGCUGCACACUUUCCAGGAACGGUACAAUAAGAUGAAAGAAGAGCGUAAUAACUAUAACGAUGAACUUAUUAAGGUGAAGGAUGACAACUAUCAGCUGGCUAUGCGAUUUGCGCAGCUCAGCGAGGAGAAGAAUAUGGCUGUGAUGAGGAGCCGAGACCUUCAGCUAGAGAUUGACCAACUAAAGCACAAGUUGAACAAGGUGGAGGAGGAGUGCAAAAUGGAGAGGAGGCAAUCUCUGAAAUUGAAGAAUGACAUUGAGAACCGACCUCGGAAAGAGCAGAUAUUUGAGCUGGAGAGAGAAAAUGAGGUCUUGAAGAUCAAACUCCAGGAGUUGCAGUCCAUCAUACAGCCCGGGCCUCUACCUGAUUCAGACAAGGCCAUCUUGGAUAUCCUGGAGCAUGACCGACAGGAGGCUCUAGAGGAUCGUCAGGAGCUGGUCAACAGACUCUAUAACCUGCAUGAAGAGGUCCGGCAGGCCGAGGAGCUCCGGGACAAGUACCUGGAAGAGAAGGAGGACCUUGAAUUGAAGUGCUCCACUUUGGUGAAGGACUGCGAAAUGUACAAGAACCGCAUGAAUACGGUCAUGGUGCAGCUGGAAGAGGUCGAACGUGAGCGGGACCAGGCUUUCAAGUCAAGAGAUGAUGCUCAACACCUCGUGUCUCAGUGUCUGAUUGACAAAGACAAGUACCGCAAGCAAAUACGGGAGCUGGAAGAGAAGAGCGAUGAACUUCAAAUAGAAAUCGUACGCAAAGAAGCCAAGAUCGUCAACCUGGAGUGCAAACUGAGACGGAUGGUCAAAGAAAAUGGUUUGGAUCAGAUGUUUUCCCCUCAGAGUCUGCCACGAGACAUUACUCCACUAAUUAUAGCUCAGCACUUUGGGCAACCUGAUGGAAAUACAGGAGGACCUUCAGAGGACUCUGGAGAAGACAUCGUUGAUGAUCAAGAGCCUAAGCUCCAACGCAGAUGUAACCUUAAGGGCAGAAUCAAUCGACCAAAAUCUCCAGCUGCUGGACCCAAAAGUCCUCUAUUCCAAGCCAUGCCUUUCACCAAUGGAGAUCUGUUAGAACGUGCUGCCACUGACAACACAAGUCUUAACAGUUCCAGUGCAGUGAUUUCUUCUGCAGAGAUCUGCUGUAAAAAUCUGCGGUACCGUAAUGACAGUAUCAUGUCCACUGUGCCAGAGCCUCCAGACCAGAACUCCAUCGUCAGGAGAAUCAAGGAGAACUCAAACUCUCAGUACAAAUGUAUUCUCCCUUCAGACACUGCAGAUACUGACAGUGGAGACAAUGCCGACAUGGAUGACCAUGACUUAGACAUGUCCUCCUACGGGCCUUCCUCCAUCCAUUCAUCUUCAUCUUCCCACCAGUCUGAGUCAAUGGACUCAUAUGAUCUGGAGCAAGUCAAUAACAUCUUCAGGAAAUUCUCUUUGGAGAGACCGUUUCGUCCCUCAUUGACCUCAGGCCCUCCGCAAAACCCAUUGCGGCCAGUUCAGAGCCUUUUACUCUCUGGAGAAAACCUUCUGUCGGACGUCACUCUGAUUGGUGGAAAUGAUAGUGGCAUCUUCGUGUCCUCUGUCCAGUCUGGUUCUGAAACAGAACAGGCCGGAGUUAAAGUUGGACAUCAUCUUCUACUGUUGGAAGGCAGUGUUCGUGGAGAAGCUCAGAGUGUGGCUUUGGACACCUGCACCAAAGAGGAAGCUCACUGGACCCUGCAGAGAUGCACCGGACAAGUGCAUCUCCAUUACAAGUCCAACUAUGAUGGCUACAGGCGGCUGCUGAAGGACAUUGAAGAUGGCACAGUGGUAUCCGGAGACUCUUUCUACAUACGUCUCAAUCUGAACAUCUCCAGCCAGUUGGACAACUGCUCACUGAACGUACGAUGUGACGAGGUUGUCCAUGUUCUGGACACCAUGCACCAGGGCAAAUGUGAGUGGCUGUGCGCCCGAGUGGACCCUUUCACCAACAAGGACACGGAGAAAGGCACCAUACCGAGCUACUCCAGAGCCCAGCAGCUCCUCUUGGUGAAGAUUCAGAAGCUGAUGUGUCGAGGAGGUCGAGAGGAGGUCGACACUCUGCAAAGACUCCGGAACACUCUACAACCUGAGGAGCCCACACCAUCUCAAGACCCCAAGUCUAGUCCACGUCUGUCCAGAGCCAGUGUCUUCAUCUUUCAGUUAUUACAGUUUGUCAGCAGGGUGGAUAACAAGUACAAGAGGAUGAACAGCAAUGAGCGUGUCCGCAUUGUCAAUGGAGGAAAUCCAUCGUCAGUUUCCAGACCAGGUUUUGAAACACUAAGGCCUGAGGACACGUCUGACCCAGAGAGCGACUUAACCAAGAGCUUGAAUCUGAUCCCAUACAGUCUAGUGACCCCACAGCAAUGUCAGCGCAAAAGACCCGUCCUCUUCACCCCCAACAUCCUAGCCAAGACCAUCGUCCAGAAGUUCCUUAAUCUAGGAGGUGCUAUGGAGUUCAAUAUAUGCAAACCAGACAUUGUGACAAAAGACGAAUUCCUCAUGAAACAGAAGAUAGAGCCCAUCAUUUAUUCCAAAGAAAAGCAGGCCUGCACAUAUGAAUGCAUCACCCCAGAAAACAUCGAAGCGGUUGCCUUCAAGAAUAAGCACUGUCUUUUGGAAGCUGAUCUGAGCUGUGUGAAAGACUUGUUGAGGAGAGAGAUCUACCCCAUCGUGAUCUUCAUCAAAAUCUGUGAAAGGAACAUCAAAAAAUUAAGGAGGCUCCCUCUGAGGGUGGACUCUGAGGAGGAGUUCUUGAAGAUGUGUCGCUCCAAGGAGAAGGAGCUGGAGACGCUGCCAUGCUUGUACGCAGGUGUGGAGCCUGACUGUUGGGGUGGAGUGGAGGAUCUCGUCAGGAUCAUCAAGGACAAGAUUUUUGAGGAGCAGAAGAAGACCGUCUGGGUGGAGCAGGACCUGCUGUGACCUGAUCAUGGGAGCAACGGCUUAUGGCACACCAAAACUCUGUUUCCAGCUAGGGUGGAAUGUAUGCAUGCAGCACAGGCGUGUGAACAGGAAGUAACUCUGUCAAAGGCGUCAAAGGUGAGGUGUGUUUCUCUCCGCUGUCAAAAAAAGAAAAAAAAAAUAUAUAUAUAUAUAUAUAUAUGCAAACACGUGAAUGGGGAAUGUUACCAUGUGAUGCUCCUGAGGUUCACAUGGUAAGCAGUGGAAAUGUUCUCAGCCCAGAGCUUCUUGUCUAUUAUUCUCCUAAGGUGGAGCUGUUGUCAAUAAAAUAUUAUCCUUCCCAGCAUCCACCUGUAAUGUUUAAUACAGUUGAUAAAGUUGAUUUGUGUGUAACUGUAAAUUGAAUCUGAUACCACCAUUGUUACAAUAUACAGUAUGUACUUUUAUCUUUAUAGGCAAAUUACAUAAAUUAAUAUUUGUGGUGUCUAUAUUUAUUUAAAUACAAGCCCACAUUUGUAAUGUGUUUGUAAAGGUUAGUCUUUGUGCAGAUGACACACAUGUGGCUUAAUUCUGUGCCAUUUCAGCUGCAUCUCUAGUUCAUACUGUAUUUCAAUUGCAUUAUCUGUAUUUACACGUCAAGCUAUUGACUGUAAUUUGCAACUUUUUUUAUUUUUAUGUUGGCAUUAUUUUGGAGUCUGUUUAAGCUGUCAUUGACUGAUGUCCUGAAGUGGGCUCUUAUCUUCUCUGUCUGUCUCUAGAUGUUAUCACAGUUAGAGCUGUUUCUGGUGUUUACUGAAUGUUCCAUUCUUUAAAGAUGACUUACUGCUUGCCAUUUAGAAAUAUCAUGAUUUAUGGGUAUCUUACAAAUAAUAUGAUUUAAAAAAAAAAAAUACAUUUAAGGUUAAAUGUAUGGGGAUUUAUAAGGGAAAUGUUUUAGGCUUUUAAAAAUUAUUUUAAAAAAUUAUUCAUGGGGUCUGUGUUGUCACAAAUUGAAUGUGUGUGUAUAUAACGAAAAGGGGGUUUUAAGCAUCAUUUAAGCUUCUUUUCCCCCCAACAUUAUGUGUUCUGUUUAAGUUUUUCUUCUUAGCAAAAAUAAUGACUGUCAUACAUUUUUACUAUGAUUUACUAAAAAAUCUGGUCAGGCAUAUUUAAAACGAGAAUUAUUGGAUGACAUUAAAAUUAGUAAAAACUAAUUAUUUUAAGAUUUAAAAUUACAAUUAAAACAAUCUUUGCUACUAUCCUUCAAACUAGUAGGUUUUACCCACUUGUCAGCAAUUAUUUUUUUAUCAUUUAAACUGUAAUAGCAUUUUGUAUGACCAUUUGUUCUUUUAUAUAUUUUAAUAAGUACAGGUUAGAUUUUAUUCUCACAAAAGUUAUUUGAAAAAGUAGACACUUUUCUUGCAUUUAAUAUGCUUUCCAUGUAUAUAAAUUUGCUUUUGUCCAUUUAGUUUGGUGCUGAUGCCAACAUGGGAUGUCUUGUCUUUGGCCCAUACAGUACAAAUAAUUCCAUUUUAUCACUCAAAUAAUUAUAUAUAUAUAAUUUUUUAAUCUAUAUUUAAUUAUUUGUUAAUUAAAUAUAUUUUGUUUAAUUCAUUAUUUGUAUUUUUUUACAGUACAAAUAUUCUAUUUAAUCACUUACAUACUACAAUGUCAUGAAAACUCCAUGUCUAAUAAUUGUAAAAGAAUUAUGAAAAAAUAUUAAUGAUUGAUGUCAACUACCCUUGUACUGACCCCUGUGAUUCUAAACAUACGGCGUAUAGAUGUGUGUAUAUUUAUUGUUGAGAGUGAUACCACUGUAGGGGAAAUUUAUUGUAUCAACCUUGGCACCUUAUAAAAUGAAACGGAAACGUCUGUUGUCUAGAAGACAGGAGUUAAUGUUUAUAUAGUAUGUAAUGGCAUCUUAUCCAGGGGAGUGCAUCGUUGUGUUGAGGUAUCACAUUUGGGAAAGAACUAUUUUGUCACUAUCAUUUUUUCAGUAUAUUAAGAAACUGUCUUUCUUGUUUAAUCUCCAACUCUCAAGCUUUGAUUUAAUCUAUUUUUGUAAAUAUUAUUUUAUAAACAGACACCGGAAUGUACUUUGCAGCUGACACAACAAUGCAUGGUGUGUUUUAUGUAAUAAAUGGUUUUGAGAAGCAGA
Messenger RNA from Cyprinus carpio (common carp), 5697 nucleotides. RefSeq names its product caspase recruitment domain-containing protein 11-like. Gene Ontology annotation, molecular function: protein binding. Gene Ontology annotation, biological process: regulation of apoptotic process. The transcript is spliced from 25 exons. The coding region runs from base 153 to 3581 and encodes 1142 amino acids. The record is from RefSeq and is a predicted model, not a curated record. Lineage: Eukaryota; Metazoa; Chordata; Actinopteri; Cypriniformes; Cyprinidae.